Symbiodinium natans is the source of this 1011-nucleotide messenger RNA. NCBI's taxonomy places the organism in Eukaryota, Dinophyceae, Suessiales, Symbiodiniaceae. The record is from the annotation of a GenBank genome assembly.
AUGUCGGGCACGGAUGUCCACUUCUUCAGCUUUGCACCAGAGGAGUCGAUUGUGGGGCAUGAAGGGCCCCUCUGGACGCCUUGGGCCAUUCAAUGGUGGGUAACGUUGUUCGGCAUUGCCACGUUCAACAUCGCGAUGUAUGCGGCCCUUACCUUUUGCUACUACUCGUCCUUCUCUACAAAUGUGACAUUGAAAGCCUAUCAACAGUUCAUGCAGGCGACGUGCGGCGUCUACGUCUUCGUCUGCGCGUACCGCUCCUACAUGCCAGCUCAGUACCCUUUGCGGUACGUUUGGUUCGAUACGCCGCUGUCGAGCAUCCUGUUGGUUCGGAGUUUAGCAGCAGUAGCUGAGAUGUGCUUCAUCGCACAGAUCGCGAGGGCGCUUUCCUUCAUCGAGAACCAGGUGAACGAAACCAACCAAAGUUGGGGCAAUUGCUGGCAUCUCGUUUGCCAGGCCGCUGCGCAUGCCAUGGUGAUCAUCAUCUUCUUGGCCCAGUGUUUCUCUUUUGCCGGCACCAUCACGAAGAGCAACAAGUGGUACGCAUUUGAGGAGUUCAAUUGGGGCUUGGCCUUCGCAGUGGGCAUGCCUUUCUUCAUGGUACUGUCCUACCAGGUGUUUCAGCUGCGGAGAGAGGCCAAAACGCCCUGGACCUGCUCCUGCAAUGCCAUGGUGUAUGCCGUGGGGAUGAGUGCAUUCUGCAUCGGCUAUGUGCCCUACAUGUUCAUCACCGACGCGCCAGAGUACUGGCAGCGCUACCAGGACCAGCUGGCCGAAGGCUUCGAAUUUCUGAGUUUCUGGGACGGUGUCAAGGAUGCAGCUUUCACUCGCCAUCACACUCACCUAGAGGAGGUCUGGGAAUAUGCGACCGUGUGGCAAACAGCCUACUUCAGUGGAGCCGUGUGGAUCAGCCUGCUCCUGGCUUUGGCCCCGAAGCUGGAGGUUACAAACACCUUCAAAACCCUUCUGGGCCAGGAGGCCCGUGCGGCAGCGCCGGAUGUAGAAAUGAAGUGA